Messenger RNA from Paramecium pentaurelia, 1157 nucleotides. The record is from the annotation of a GenBank genome assembly. Lineage: Eukaryota; Ciliophora; Oligohymenophorea; Peniculida; Parameciidae.
AUGUAAUAAGUGGCUCCAGAAAUACAAACUACUUUUGAUGAAUUGCUUAAACCAGUUUUAGAGAGAAUUGAAUUUUUAAAAGAAAGAGAUCAAUCAAAUGAGUUACUAAUCAAAAAUCUAUUUGACUAAAUGAGUGAAUUAAAAACAUUAAUAGGAAAUCUAAAACCUAUAAAAUUGGAUGAUGAGAAGAGUAAUAAAAAAUAAUAUUUAAUAGAAAUUGUCAAAUAAGAUCUUAAAAAGGAAAAUCAUUAAAAUAAUGGUAUUUUGAAAUUAAUAAAUUCCCACCAUAUGAUUAGAUGUUAAAAAGAUUGAGCGUCCAUCUACUGCAGUAGUUACAAAAAACUCAGCUCCUGUAAAAGUAAAGGAUCCUAAACCUAUUACAGCUCCAAAACCUUUAAGUCAGAGCACAAUUAUAGAAAAGACAACAAGACCUGUUGAAAUUGAAAAAAGUAUUUUAUACAUAAAUUCACUUUUUAUUAGACUAACCAAAAUCUCCAAAAGAAGGAAAUCAAAAUAAAUCUAAAUAAUAAUAGCCACCUUAACCUAAACCAAAACCUAUAGUUCAAUCAUAAUAGAAAUAAUAAUAAUAAAUCAAAGAAACUAAAGAAUAAACUAUUAAAUAGACACCCUAAACAAAAGAUGAUAAAAAAGUUGAAAAAUAGCCACAAAAAUCAAAAACUACUUAACCAAACCCUUAACUUAUAUAAACAGAGAAAAAAGAAGAUAAAAAAGAUAAAAAGACAGAUACUAAACCUACUUAAAUAUAGAAUACAAAAUAACCUGAUUAGAAAGUAACAGACAAAAAAACUGAUGAUAAAAAGAUUAUGAAGAAAGGAAAAUUACCUGAAGAAACCUAAAAUAAAAAUGAAUAAUAAACUGAUGAAUAAUUUUAAUAAUAAUAAUAAAAUGCACCUAAGACUUAAGAUAAUAGUGAAUAGAAUUAAUAAGAGAAUUAAUCAUAGUAAUAAACAGUUGAAUAAAAAGAAAUUUAAGAAACUUAGACAGAAGUUCCUAUCAUUUAAAAUAUUUAAGUCUAAGAGUAAUCAGUAAAAUAAUUAUCAGAGAAUUAAGAUUAAUUGACAUAAAACCAACAAGUUUAAGAAGUCAAUGAAAUUUUACCAGAAAAACCUGAAAAUCAAUAAUUAGAAGUAAUUUGA